CUUCUAUAACAAAGAAGACAAAUUAUCCUCAUUCCCAGCAACAGACCUGCAGAAACCAAGGUGACAAUCCCUGAAAAAAACAGAAAGAGGUGGAUACUAACUUCCAACUUUGGUUUAAAUGCUGCAUGUUUUGCUCUCAGGUAGAGGAAUAACAGGAUGAACUCUGCAAAAUCUUUGGCAUUCUACCUUCACUUCAUACUAACAUUAGAAUAUAGAGGUGUGAUUGGUGGAAAAAGAACAGGAUUUCGUCAAAACUCAGUGCAGAGUCAGCGGAUUUUUUAUCCUUUUGGGGCAGCCAAUGAAGACAUUACAACCCCCAAAGUAGAUGAUGGAAGCUCCCCAGAGAUCCAGAUAGACGUUCCCUUCAUUUUCUUUGAGACAUCUUACAGAGCAGUGUAUGUAAAUAAUAAUGGAGUGAUCUCCUUUCAAGUACCUGUCAGCCAGUUUACACCUGAAGCCUUUCCUCUCUCUGAUGGUCGCUCCUUCAUUGCACCUUUUUGGGCAGAUGUCCACAAUGGGAUUCGGGGUGAAGUGUAUUACCGUUCAGAGCGUGAUCCAGAGGUCCUAGAAAGAGCCAGCCAUGAUGUUAAGAAAUAUUUCCAUGAUAUGCAUUCCUUUUCAGCCUCUCUAGUUUUUAUUGUGACAUGGCACCAAGUGACCUUCUACGGGGGAAGCUCAACCACACCAGUGAACACAUUCCAGGCUGUCCUGAUUUCUGAUGGAAUCUCUGCUUUUGCUAUGUUUAACUAUGGAGAUAUUAACUGGACCACUGGAACAGCAAGUGGUGGAGAUCCUCUGACUGGCCUUGGUGGAGUUGCUGCACAGUCUGGAUUUAAUGGUGGGAACUUCACAAAUUAUUUUAGCAUCCCAGGUUCCAGAACUUCCGAAGUGGUCAACAUUGAGCUGACAAGUAAUGUAAAUCUGCCAGGCAGAUGGAUUUUUCGAACAGAUGGGAAAGCAAUUGAUCCAGCUAAUGGCUGCAGCCACAAAGGCCAGUUUCUCCGACCCGGUGAGGUAUUCUGGGAUAAUUCCAACUGCUCUGUUAAAUGCAGAUGCCUGGAUUUCAACAAUGAAAUUUAUUGUCAAUCAAUAUCGUGCAGCCCAUAUGAGAGAUGCGAAUCGAGGGAAGGGAUUUACAAGUGCGAGGCUUUAGAGACCAGUACAUGUGUUGUGUUUGGAGAUCCUCACUAUCACACUUUUGAUGGAUUACUUUAUCAUUUCCAAGGGACUUGCUCUUACAUAUUAUCUAGGCCUUGCUUGGAAGUGCCAAACCAGCCCUUCUUUAGUGUUGAAGCAAAAAAUGAAUACAGGGUCAGUGCUGCUGUCUCCUGGCUAAAACAUGUCUUGGUGACUGUUCACUCUCACCGAAUUCUUAUCCCAAAAGGAAGCUUUGGCAAAGUAGAGGUAGAUGGAUUUAUGAGUUCUUUGCCUGUUCAGCUGGAUAUGGGAGCAGUUAAAGUCUAUCAAAGUGGCCUUGCAACUGCAGUAGAAACUGAUUUUGGUUUACUGGUAACAUUUGAUGGUCUGCACUAUGCCUCAGUUGCUCUACCAAGCACUUACUUCAAUAACACUUGUGGGAUGUGUGGAAACUACAAUGGGAACCCCAGAGAUGACACAUUACUUCCUAAUGGAAGCCUUGCCGAAUCGCUUGUUGCACUGGGUCAUAGCUGGCGGGUUGAUGACUUAGACUGGAGAUGCACAGACGGGUGCUGGCAGAACUGCAGUAUUUGUGAAUCUCCACUGGAGUCCUUAUAUAUGAGUCCUGACUAUUGUGGAAUAAUGAAUAGGUCUGAUGGUCCAUUUCGUGAAUGUAGGACAAUGGUGGACCCUACAGGCUUUAUUAAGAGUUGUGUUUAUGAUUUGUGCAGUAACAAUGACAUCGCUACUUUGUGUCAAGCAAUCCAGGCAUAUGCUCUUGCCUGUCAAUCUAUAGGGAUUACUGUCCGACACUGGAGGUCAAACACUUUUUGUGCAUUGACCUGCCCUGAAUUCAGUCAUUAUGAAGUUUGUGCCAACAGCUGCCCCCCAUCCUGCUCUGACCUCACUUCUUACCUAGACUGCAGCCACCCUUGUUCAGAAAGCUGUGUAUGUGACCGAGGCUACGUGCUCAGCAGGAAUCAGUGUGUUCCCAUAAGUGAGUGUGGCUGCGAGUGGGGUGGCUAUUACUAUGCCAUAGGUGAUGUUUUUUGGACCACUGCAGACUGCAAACAGAUAUGCAAAUGUGAGGCAGGAGGAGAGAUCACAUGCAUAAAUAAGACAUGUCCAGAGGGGGAAGUAUGUGCGGUAGAAAAUGGCUACAGAGGAUGUUAUCCUAAAAGACGUGGAACAUGUACAGUGAACCCAAACCAACUAUUAACAACAUUUGAUGGAGUCAGCUUCCCUGUUCCAGAUGGUGAUACCUACCUGUUACUAAAAACUUGUACAGUGAACAGUUCCUAUAUAGAAAUUAAGGUUGGUCCAAAGAAAGGUGAAGGAACCCUGAAGGCACUUCGAGCUCUAAACAUAAACAUGGCAGAACUGGAAAUCAGAAUUGGAGACACAGAUCCUCCAGUAAUAAAGGUAAAUAAGUCUGCAUUAUCUUUGCCCUUUAUUCAUAACUCCGGGAAGGUGGCCAUUUAUAACACUAGAAACAGCACAGUUAUUGAAUCACUAAUCGGCCUGCUUAAGAUCCAGCUUUCUAGCUUAGGACAGCUAAACAUUAGCCUUUCGACUGUUUACUACAACUGUACUGAGGGAAUCUGUGGCUAUUUUAAUGGAAAUGACAGUGAUGACUUUCGGCUCCCUAAAGGCAAAUUUACAGAAAAUGUUGUCCUUUUCCUACAAAACUGGAAGAUCACAGAUGGGGUGACGUGCAAUGGAUUAUGCUUCAGUUUGCCUGAGGCAUGCAAUAAUGACACAGAACUGCUGAUGUACUAUCAGAGUAGCUCUGUCUGUGGGUUUAUUACUGCUGUGAAGAAUAGUUCCUUUUUGGAUUGUCAUGGAGUUGUAAAUGCUUCUGAUUACUUCCGCGACUGCUUGUAUGCAAUGUGCAACACUGAGGGGAACCUUACAUCUUUGUGCCGUUCCAUUGAUGCAUACGCCACCGCCUGCAGGGAGGCAGGAGCUACUGUUGGACGCUGGAGAAGCACUUCUUUUUGCCCUCUUCAAUGCCCAGAGAACAGCCAUUUUGAGGAAUGCACCAGUCCCUGCCCAGUGACAUGCCAUGCGCUCUAUCCUGAUCAGGCAUGUUCUGCACCAUGCGUGGAAGGUUGUCAGUGUGAUGAUGGUUUUGUUCUUCAUGAAUCUGAAUGCAUCCCUCGGAGAGACUGCGGGUGUUAUUUUCAAGGUCAGCAACUCGCCAACAACCAAACCUUUUGGAAUGAUAUUGAUUGCCUUUUCCUGUGUCGCUGUAAUGGUUCUGACAAUAUACUGUACUGUGAAGAGAUGCCAUGUAAGGAGGGUGAAUAUUGUUCAGAAGAAAAUGGCUUAUAUUUCUGUCAACCACGAACAGAUGCCUCUUGCAUUGUCUCUGGUUAUGGCCACUAUUUAACGUUUGAUGGACUGUCAUUUGAUUUCCAGAGCAGCUGUCCCUUAAUUCUUUCCACUUUUUACUCUCCAGAAAGUCUUGAAAGUUUUCCCCGAUUUUCAGUAAUGGCAAAAAAUGAAGAUCGAGACUCCUCAUCGGCACUGUGGGUUAAACAAGUGGAAGUGCAAGUUUACCAUUAUAAUAUUGUGAUAGCCAGGGCCUACAAGCACACUGUUAUGGUUAACAAUGAACGCCUUUACCUACCUCUCAAACUUGGUCAAGGGAGAGUAAACAUCUUUGCAUUUGGUUUCCAUAUUGUAGUAGAAACUGAAUUUGGUCUUAAAGUUGUUUAUGACUGGAACACAUUUCUGUCUAUUACCAUCCCACUGUAUCUGCAAAACAGCACACGUGGGCUCUGUGGACAAUAUAAUGGAAACCCUAAUGAUGAUAUGGAAACUUUUGAUGGGCACUUAACUUCUAACAUUAAUGAGUUUGCCCAAAGCUGGGCAAAGAGAGAUACGUUUUGCAAGGUGGGCUGCAGAGAGAACUGCCUGUCAUGUGAUCAUGACGAAGAAUAUACUGAAGCUUGGCAAGUUUGUAACUUGAUUUCACACAGGGCUGGAGUUUUUACCAGAUGCCAUGGUAAAAUUGAUCCACGGUUCUUUCACCAGAACUGCAUUUUGGAUUCUUGUAUUGAUCAAGGAACAACAGAGACUGUGUGCAGUUGGCUGCAGAACUAUGCAAGUGCCUGUCAGACUCAAGGAAUUGCUGUCACUGGCUGGAGAAAUGCCACACCAUGCUCUCUCACCUGCCCUCCAUACAGCCACUAUGUAAACUGUAUGACUGUUUGCCAGCCACGUUGUGCUGCGAUUCGUUUGAAAAGUGAUUGCAACCACUAUUGUGUGGAGGGCUGUCAGUGUGAUCUGGGCUAUGUCUUAAAUGGGAAGAGCUGUAUCCUCUCGCAUAACUGUGGCUGCUACUCUGAUGGCAAAUACUAUGAGCCGCAGCAAUUUUUCUGGAACAGUGACUGUACUAGACGCUGCCGCUGCAUUGGAAGAAAUCUUAUCCAGUGUAACCCCCGGCGCUGCAAAUCAGAUGAGGACUGCGCUCUCAGAAAUGGGGUUCGAGGAUGUUUCAGUAGAAAAAGUUCACAUUGCAUUGCUGCUGGAGGAGGAGUCUUCCAAACAUUCGAUGGCGCUUUCCUUCGGUUUCCUGCUGCAUGUUCCUUUAUCCUGUCUACAAUCUGCCAUAAGCUGCCAGAUAUUUCUUUUCAGCUCAUCAUUAACUUUGAUAAAUGGUCAUCGCCCAACCUGACUAUAAUUUCACCUGUCUAUUUCUAUAUUAAUGAAGAACAGAUUCUUAUCAACCACCACAACACAGUCAAGGUCAAUGGAAGCGUUGUAACUAUUCCAUUUAUAACUGGACUUGGAAUCAAGAUCUACAGCUCUGAGGGGUUUCUUGUGAUUGACACAAAUCAGGACAUCCAGAUAAAAUACAAUGGAUUCAAUUUCCUUAAAAUCACUAUCAGUGAACGACUGCAAAAUAAAGUAUGUGGCCUGUGUGGAAACUUCAAUGGAGACCCCUUUGAUGAUUAUGUGACCCUGAGAGGAAAACCAGUUGUGAGCAGUGUGGGAUUGGCACAGAGCUGGAAAACAAAUGGCAUGCAAAUCAGCUGUGAUGAAAUGUAUUACGCCAGUUUAAUUCAAACCUGCAACAAUUUCCAGAUCCAGAGAUUUCAGAGUGACGGGUACUGUCAAAAACUGACGGACAUGAAAGGAUUUUUCCAGCCUUGCUAUGGACUACUUGAUCCAAUUCCAUUUUAUGAGUCAUGUUACCUAGAUGGUUGCUAUAACAAUGAGAGAAUUCAGCUCUGUGCUUCCCUUGCUGCAUAUGGAGAGGCGUGCCGAUCCUUUGGAAUUCUAAGCACUAAGUGGAUUGAGAGGGAAAAUUGCUCAGGAGUGAUUGAGGAUCCUUGUGUUGGAUCAGACUGCCCCAACAGAAGCUGUGAAGUGGAAAAUGGGGAAGGACUGUGUUGUAGUGAAAACCUACCAGGAGAUACAGACAUCAUCCAAGCCGAUGUUACAUGCAAAGCAUAUCAGAUGGAGGUCUCUAUUUCCAAGUGCAAAUUGUUCCAGCUUGGGUUUGAGAGAGAGGGUGUUCGCAUCAAUGACAAACAUUGUCCACUGAUAGAAGGGGAAGAUUUUAUCUCCUUUCAGAUUAACAAUACCAAAGGGAAUUGUGGUAACAUUGUACAGUCUAAUGGGACUCAUAUCUUGUAUAAAAACACAGUCUGGAUCGAAACAGCAAACAACACAGGAAGUAUCAUUACACGUGAUAAAACCAUCAAUGUCGAAUUUUCUUGUGCAUAUGAACUGGAUAUCAAAAUCUCCUUGGAUACUGUAAUCCGUCCAAUGCUAAGUGUUAUUAAUCUGACUAUUCCAACAAAAGAAGGUAGCUUUGUCACAAAGAUGGCAUUGUACAAGAAUGCCUCCUACAAGUAUCCAUACAGAGAAGGUGAAGUUAUACUGACAACUCGGGAUGUAUUGUAUGUUGGUAUCUUUGUUGAAGGAGCAGAUUCUACACAGUUGAUCUUGAUCAUCAACAAAUGCUACGCAACUCCUUCACGAGACAGUAAUGACAAGCUACGAUACUUCAUCAUUGAAGGAGGAUGUCCAAACAUAAAGGAUGCCACUAUUGGUGUUGAAGAAAAUGGUGUGUCCUUGACCAGCCGUUUCCAUGUGACAGUAUUUAAAUUUAUUGGGGAUUACAGUGAAGUUCACCUACACUGUGCCGUCUCACUCUGUGACUCAGAAAAAUACUCCUGCAAAAUUAGCUGUCCGCAUCAAUCAAGGAUGUAUACGGAAUACAACAAGGAGCCCAAAGAACAAAUUCUGUCAGUUGGACCCAUAAGAAAAAAACAGUCUGAUUGGUGUGAAGACAGCAAUGGGGGCUGUGAACAGAUCUGUACAAGUAAAGUAGAUGGGCCAAUGUGUAGUUGUGUCACAGGCACACUGCAACGAGAUGGUAAAAGUUGUAGAGCCUCCAGUUCCUCAAGACAAUCUUGGCCCGUACCAGUCCUUGUGAUAUUAAGUACAAUAACAACAUUGUUUCUAGCACAUAUACUGUACAGUGAAACACUAUAUUACUGGUAACAUCCAGAUUACAUGCAUCAUUAUUACUAUUCUGGCUACUAAGCUUUGUAGAAUUUGGUGGUUGACAAAUGAAAUCUAUACCCAUUACAGAUCAUAGUACCAUCCUACAGGACUGUAAAUAAACAUUCAUAUAUAUCAUCACACUCCUUUAUGAUAACAAAAAAGUUAAAAUCAUAUACAACAAUCAAAUCUGUGAUGCUUUGCACAUAUAUAAUAAUUUACAAAAGAAAUACCAAGUCUAAAUAAUCACAAUUGGAAUUAUAUGUAAAGAAUGAAUACCUAUUAUUAAUGGUUACCUAGCACAGAGUUCACCAGUGUCCUUGCAACUAAAAGUCAAAUACAGCAUACCUUUGAAAAGUAUCCAGACCAUAGUAAACGUUUCCAUAUCUCUUGUACAAAUAAAGUGAAAAUAAAAACAAGAUAAUGUGCUCUCCACUGGUAUUGUGAAGACAUGUUAGUAAUAGUGGCUCAAGAAAAACAUGUUAAACUUGAAAAUAAAUCC
Protopterus annectens (West African lungfish) is the source of this 7159-nucleotide messenger RNA. RefSeq names its product tectorin alpha (gene TECTA). The record is from RefSeq and is a predicted model, not a curated record. Gene Ontology annotation, biological process: cell-matrix adhesion. The transcript has 25 exons. Lineage: Eukaryota; Metazoa; Chordata; Ceratodontiformes; Protopteridae. Bases 157 to 6657 code for a protein of 2166 amino acids. Gene Ontology annotation, molecular function: protein binding.